This is a messenger RNA of Phytophthora infestans T30-4, 5352 nucleotides long. RefSeq lists its product as uncharacterized. The record is from RefSeq and is a predicted model, not a curated record. Gene Ontology annotation, molecular function: signaling adaptor activity; NAD+ nucleosidase activity; protein binding. Gene Ontology annotation, biological process: response to axon injury; negative regulation of MyD88-independent toll-like receptor signaling pathway; phosphorelay signal transduction system. The transcript has 6 exons. Bases 1 to 5352 code for a protein of 1783 amino acids. Lineage: Eukaryota; Oomycota; Peronosporomycetes; Peronosporales; Peronosporaceae.
AUGCCACCGCCGCUGGUCAUCAAGGCGAAUGCGUCUUCGCGAGGUCGCUCCUUCCCUACGCCGUUCAAAUGCAGCGGAGACUUUUGCGGCUUUGCGCUGCAGCUGAGCCAGGCGGACCCUGCGAAUGCUCGUCGCGCAGGAGCAAGACGAGCUGCUGCACCGCCGCCUCAAGCUGCAGCAGCGUCGGCUUUAUCGCUUUUAUUCACGAAAGAGGAGCUGCGAGCACUUGGAGAUGCCAAUCUCAGUCGACUGGUGACAGCCAUGGAGAUCACUCAGUCGGCAGGCAAGAGCAUCGACGGGAAGCAGCUUGAGGGCGAAGACCUGCGUGUCAUCACAUACAAUCAACUGCACUCCAGCACUGACUCGCCUACCAAGGCUGGACGAGGACAGCAGUCACGUCUGCUGGACAAUACACUGGCACAGAAGCUGCGUGAGAGUACACGGUCACGUGUAUUUGGGGAGAUGGAUGGCGUGGCUAAUUACUAUCGCCAAGUGCGAGUGUGUGUCGAUUGCUACUCUGUCUACGCGCUGCUAGACCAGGCACGACAAAUGGCAGCGGGGCCACUCGUAGUAGACAAGAACGCGAUUUUGCAGCAAAAGCAGCAGCAACUGAAGAGGAAGCAGCAACGGAUGACUCGAAAGCAGGUUUUACUUGAGGAUAAAUGGGAAGAGCGUGUGGCGCAGGAGGUUCACAAGAAAGAAGCGAUACUGCUACGUAAGCGUCACGACGGCUCACCGGGCGUCGAAGAAUUAACCGAACCAAUUGAAGAAACUGAAAUCUCUUCCACCUUACCAGCUCUUGCAAACAAAAGCAACAGCGCCAGACGCAAUACUGAUCUCUCCACUUUGAAUAUGUGUGACAAAACUCGAUUGCAAAAUAGCAGUAAGCACGCAGUCAGCAUGCCCUCAUUGCAACAGCCUGAGCCUGCGUCACCGAAGAAUACGAAAUCUACAGCAAAUAAUUCGGAGACUCAACCGCGCGGACAGAAGCAACUGCUCCGCACCAAUGACACUUUUGUGGGCUUAGACAACUACUUGCGCGGCGUGACCAAACGCAUCGAGGCGCCUUCACUCGAACCAGAUCGGCUCUUUCGAGAAGGAACCGCUACGACAAACUCCGCAAGAGCUGAUAGUUCAGCGGGUCCGGCAUCAAUUCUCCUCAUUUCUUCGGACACGGCAGUGCUAGACAACGUGCACCGGAUGCUUCGCAGCUUAGCGUCGCCCACGUUUGACCUCGAAGUGGAAAGCAUGACAGACGGUCGACAAGCGCUGCGAGCAGCUCAAGAUUUUGACUACGACGUGAUUCUCAUCGAGCGAGAGUUGGCACCAGGCGACAUGACGGGGAUCGAAUUUUCUAGGCUGUUGCGGCAGUCGCAGCUCAAGCGCCGACUUCAAGCCAAUGCCCUGAACCCGACCACAAUCAUUUGUAUUAGUUCACAGACAACGCCCGACGAUCUUCAGCUGUACAAAGACAGCGGCAUAGAUGGCUGCAUCGGGAAACCCGUGUAUAGCGAAUCGCUCCAGCACACGCUCCAAGCCGCUCUUCGCACACGAAAAGCUCUGCCAUAUCGUCAACGGGCGACAGUAAACGAGGAUGUGAAUGCAGCUACGCUGGCGCUCGCGAAGGCGAAAGACGAGCAACGAGCGCGACAACGCCGACAUCGACGUCGACUGGAGGCUUCACACUCUUUGACAAUGCCCGGUCUUGCUGAAAUGGACUUGCGUGAUGACUAUGUGCAUGGAACUUUUCAGAUGGAUGCUGAGACUUGCAUUCCUUUCUGUGUCAUGGGUGGUGCUCGGUCAAGUGUUGCUGACAAGGUAACAGACCUUACGGACUCAAGCAAGGCAUUCCUUAACCUGGUUAUCGUCCACGACCUCUUCGACACGUGGGAACGGUUGCAGAUUCUACUACAGCCGCUGGUAGCACGUUAUCGUGGUCGUGUGCAGGUGCUGCUAUGGAACUAUCCGGGUCAAGCGUACACAACGUGGAGGAGAGGAACUUUACUGCAUAAUACUUUCCACGUGGCGUGCCUUACUGCGCUGCUUGGUCAUGUGACUGGAGCUUUAGGAGGCGAUCGACUGCUGCGAGACAAACCCUAUCAUCUUGUUGGAAUCGGAAAUGGUGGGAAUAUUGCCUUGACUUUCUGUUGCUCACUUCAGCCACGUGAUGUGAAUACCCGUUCUCUCGUACUGCUCAAUAGCUUCGCUCAUGUGGAUGCACAACUCGCCCAGUUCUUGCAUGACAGCGCCAAAGUAUUAACCUGCACGCCUGAGUCACGACCAGAUCUCCCUGUGUAUUUCCACGCACGCUUCCUCUUCUCACCGACGUAUCUCGCGCGAGUGUCCACGCCUCUAGCACUUAAUCUGUACACGGCCGUGCUCAACCCCAUCACACUCGAAGGCCGACAGGCUCUUACGCUCGGAGCGCUGGCGCACCACGAUCUCCGACCAGAUCUCAAAAGUCUUCGAGUCCCACUCAUAGCACUUUGCUCCGUUCAAAAUGGGCUGGUCGAUGCUGGAGCUCAUGUCGAGACGAUCUUAGCUCUAGCAAACCUGGAGCUGGUGGACUCGAUUGGUAAAGUACUACGAUACCGACGCAACAAGUCUGGGCAGCAACAGUCUGCAGGGCAUAGUAAACGGCCUAGUUGUGUCGUUUGGCUUCCUGGAGGCCACGAAGCUUUACAGGAAUGCAAGCAAGAUGUCCUCUUGCUGCUCGAACAGCUUGUCACUGGAUUCCACGAACUAAAUGACGUUCCUCACGGUACGAAUCGGACGCUUCCGGAACGCUCACCCGAGAAGCAUAAGUCGAGAUGCGAAGACGAACCACAGCGAGGAAUCUCCGACAACCACGCCAAGAAGAAAGAGAAACCGCAGCGGAACUUCGAAGACGCUUUUAUCGAUCGUGUGCUGACUACACCGCUGGAUGGCGCACAGUGGCGGCUCCACCAACAGCAGAUCGCUGACCAGGCAACUCUGGAGUCUUCCGUGGGCAUUAGCAAGCCUCAAGCUGCAAGCUCUCAGUCGAACCAACACGCAUCGACUAAACCAUCAAAGUUGAUCGCCCUCACGACGUGGGAUCCCUCCACCCCCGCCUUUGAGCGUAUUAGCACCAACGUAGUGUACCAACCAGGUGCCGGUAGUAAAAUCUACCCACUGCUGCCUGAAGUGAAGGAGUACAUGGGCUGGCGAGUACGUCGCAACCAGAAAAGACUCCAGCGUAUGACCGUCAUGGCGCGAGUAAUUCAACGCGCUUUCCGAGCCUUCUACGCUCGCACACUGACGUGGCGAUUGCACCGUGACAGGUGUGCUAUCAACCUGCAACGUCUGUGGCGGGCUCGAGUCGCUCGCAAGCGCUACAAAGGCCUGAAACGUGAAGACUGGGCCGCUCGUUUGCUCCAGCGACACUGGAGAGGCAAAAUGGGACGGACGUCGUACAAACAGCGCAUGUUUGAGUACUUGGCAGCUCUGGACAUUCAGCGAAUCGCACGUGGCUGGCUCGCACGGCGCUCUGUGCUGCAUCGACAGCAACAAAUCCAUCGAUCGAUUGUGCGAGUUCAGCAGCUAAUCAGGCGAUACGUAGCACGCAGGAAGUUGUUCAAGCAACGUCGUCAGCGUAAUGCAGCCAUCAACAUUCAGCGGGUGUUCCGAGGACUGCUAGGACGUCGACGCUUCACCCGCGAGCGCGAGAAAUUCCUCUUCUCCAAGACUCAGUCCCAAGGCGUAGCAUUUGGCAAACAACUACUGCUCGAGUACAAACUGUACGGCACCAAGUUGCACAGUGACGUCGCGUUGCUUGCACGUGAGAAAAGCGACGUCGAAGCGCAGGCAGAAAAACAUGUCAAGGAGAUCUGCGAGUUUGAUGAAGGCAUCCGUCUCCUGGAGACUGAGUUGCUGGCUCUGGGUAAGGCAGAGACCGACAGCAACGCGUCAGGUGGAGUCAACCGAACUCUGGAUGAGACAGCAAAGUGGGCUCUACGAGAACAAAAGAUGCGACUGGACCGAGAGUUCUCGCAGAUGCUCGCUCAGAUCGCUCAGCGUCGAGAGAAACUCGUGACACUGGAAGAAACACUGGCACGUGUUGAUCAAGAGAGACUGCAGAAAGAAGAAGAACUCAAGGCGCUCGAGCGGAAACUGGUGUUGUUGCUUGAUGAGCAGCAGAAGGAGCUGGCGCGGAUUCGAGACAAGCAAGAAACACGCUCCCAACACGCGCUGGACUUGAUUCCACAUGGAUCUGUUCUCCCGAGCUUGAUGCCAUCAGGGCCCGCCAGCGUCUUCGCGAAUAAUCCUGUAGCUGGCUUCACACCGCAACAGCGACAGGAAGCAACUUCACUAAUGGAGUCGACAGAGACGAUGAUGAAGUUCGGCUUCAUGUCCAUGUCCAUGACGUAUUUCAGCAGCAUGAACAUGGUGCGCGCCAUGCGAAAGAUUGGGGCACAUCACUUAACUCUUGACAGCGCUGCAGCUGUGUCACAUCAGCGGUGGCCUGAGAACUCUGCAGCUGAGACGCCGCCGAAUGCCGCAAGCAGCCCUGCUGGUUUCCAGCCCAGCAUCCCACCCGGGGGAUUUCCAAGACAGCAACCAUUGCAAGUGGCGGGUUGGAGCGUCAGCGACGUCGGUCGCUGGUUGGAUACGCUAGCUCUGGCGCAGUACAAACGCGCAUUCGCCGACGCCUCCGUUGAUGGAGCCCUCCUGCUUCAUCUCACAGACGACGACCUGCGUAACACUCUGGGCAUGGAGCACCGUCUGCACCGCAAGAAAGUGCUCACGUCGGUGGAGGAGAUGCGAGCGCGUGAACGCAACCAGAUACGACAGCUUUAUGGAGACGGCUCCAGCGUCAACGUCGUCUCGAAUCCUGUUCCAGCGUCGUCCGUUGGUCCGUCACCUGGUUCGAAGGAUUCUCCUCCUGGUGCAGGUCGAGUGCUAGUCUCAUUCAGUGAGUUCUGUAGCCUUGUACGUCACGGUAAAGUCAAACAGAUCCGAGAAGCGCUACAAGAUGUCCCCGAGCGGAAAUUUGAUCCGUUGACCGUCAAGACGCCAUUCGCGCCGGCCACGGGUACCAUCUACAACGACCAACUGGAGAAGAGCGUCUUCCACAUCAACAAGGGCGACGACAACGGCAACUCACCCUUGCUGUUGGCUGCGCAGAAUAAUCAGCUCAAGGUGGCUCAGCUACUGCUGUCCAAAGGCGCCAACCCGGACCACCAGAACAGCCACGGUCACACCGCGGGCCAUUACGCAAUGGCCUACAGCUUCUUCGACCUGGGCGCGUGGCUGUUGGAUCCCGACAAAGGCGGCGGUCGCGACGACAUCUUGAACGAAAACGGUCUCGCCGCCUACGACGGUCUCAACUGA